This is a messenger RNA of Saprolegnia parasitica CBS 223.65, 756 nucleotides long. RefSeq lists its product as hypothetical. Bases 1 to 756 code for a protein of 251 amino acids. The transcript is spliced from 3 exons. Lineage: Eukaryota; Oomycota; Saprolegniomycetes; Saprolegniales; Saprolegniaceae. The record is from RefSeq and is a predicted model, not a curated record. Gene Ontology annotation, molecular function: protein binding.
AUGACGCCGCUGAUUGCGGCCGCGGGCCGCGGCAACUUUGAGAUUGUGCAGCUGCUGGCGCACAAGGGCCACGCGAUCAACGCCGUCGACGCCAACGGCAACACAGCCCUGCACUGGACGUGCAUGGGCCAGAGCCAAGACGCGCCCGAGAUCGUCGCCUUGCUCUACCAGCGCGUACGCCACAUCAGACGAAGGUCCUGCUCCACGCAACAUGUGUAUAGGGCGCCCAAAGCCCAUUCCCAACCACGCCCGGCGACCUCCCCUUUGCACGCGGAAGCAGCCCACUGCGAUCCGAAAAAGCCGUGGCCGUCACCCGUCGGAGCGUUCCUCUCCGAGAGCUUCCCAGACACCGUGGCGGCGACCAACCGUCGCGGCUUGACGGCUGCGGCUCUGUACGCGCGCAGUGACGACGGUGUCGACGAAGAUGAUGCCGUCGACGAACCACCUGUGGCGACGAAAUCCAAGGGCAAGAAGCAACCGCCCGUGCGGAACUUGGCGGAAGAGAAGAAGCUGGCGGAGAACGCGCAGAUCGCCCGCGCCGCGGCGAUUGCUCGGACGAAGAAGCGAUGGACGCGCCAGGUCCAGGAAGAGCCCGAAGAGACCGAAGCGACGGAAGAGGAGCAGGCGGCGGCGGCGCAGGUCGCGAUCGAGAACACGACGAGCCCAUUGACGAUGGCCAUCAUCGUGGCGGUCAUUGUCGGUUUCUUUGCCGUCCUGUACGCGGUGCUCGACAACAUGGCCAAGCCGGCCAAGUAG